ACACACUCUGGACUUUUCAAGCUGUGAACAACUGCCAGCUCCUCUCGUUCCUUUCAUUUUCUAUUGUUUCCUCACUCUGUCUUGAGAGCUUGAGAGGAGUAAUCAUGAGGAACCAUAGAUGAGGACUACUGGAAGCAAUUCCCGGUGAAAUUAACCAAUUUCCUGCUGGAUUCAUCAUGACAGAGAAGGAAGCAAUUCAUUUGGCCUAGACUAGUGGAUGCCCCUCUAAAGGUUUGCUCAGGAACUGUUACAACAGGGUUUGGUGGACAAUGCAGACUCGUUUGAACAUUAUAAUUUCCUCAGGUCUCUUGAUGACUCUUCUGAGACCUUGUGGAGCAUCUAGAAGCUGUCCAUCAGGCUGUUCAUGCAAUGUCAACCACACAGACUGCAGUGACCUUAACCAACUGGCUUCCUUGGACUCCAUCCUUGACCAGCUUCCUUUCGACACAAGCUACCUUAACCUCUCAAAUAACAACUCCACCACUGUGGAACCUGGAAGUUUUUCCAAUUUUAGUGGCCUGCUACAUCUAGACCUCUCCAGAAACCUUCUCUCCAGCAUCAACCCUGGGUGUUUUUCUAAUCUGAGCAGACUGCUUCACCUAGACCUCUCCAGAAACCUUCUCUCCAGCGUUUUCGCUUCGAGUUUCUCCCACUUGAAUAACCUGGAGGUCUUGGAUCUCUCUGAAAACCUCCUUGUGAGGCUCCCCGUUAACUUGUUCUCUGACCUCGGCAGCCUAACAGAACUGGCUCUGAGCGACAACAAGCUUAACGAACUGAAUCCAGAUCAGUUCAAAGGCCUGACUGAGCUUAGGCGUCUAGAUCUUUCCUUGAACAGUCUCAGCUCCGUGCCUACACACCUACUGGAUGGGCUCCAGAAUCUAGUGUGGCUCUCACUUAUGGGCAACAGGCUGAGAACUCUGCAGCAGACUUCACUCGAGCCAGCAACAGCUCUACGACACCUUCUGCUCGAGGGAAACCCAUGGAAUUGCAAUUGCAAUGUAAUUCCACUCAAGCAUUGGCUGGAAUGGAUUAUAUAUACAGGUGGCAGUGUCGAUUCUGCCAACUGCUCCUUUCCUGCUAAUUUGCAUGGUAAGGAUCUUCGCAUUAUCCCUAUGGAGAUGUUCAGACACUGUUACCCCCUCUAUCUCGAGAGCAGGAGCCCAACUGCUGCUGAAGGCCAUCAGGUACCAGUCGGGUCGGCCGGAGACUGCAUGCCCCAGCGCUACCGGUCUGUGAGUGUGCGUCGAGCGACUGCCACAGUGGUGGUAGCUGGGGUGGUGUGUGGCGUUGUGUGUGUGAUGAUGGUGGUAACAGCCACCUACGGAUGCAUCUACGCAAUUCUGAUGGCUCACGGACAGCAGCAGCUGACAGAGGGAAACAGCCAGCAGCAACAGCUGCUGAUGGUGGCUAAGGAACCAGAGCAGGAUGAAAAGGAGGAUCUGAUGCCAACAAUCGGAAAGGGAGCACAAGCCACAGACUGUGUAGGGUGGAUAGCAUUUCCUCCAGAAGUGUGUGUUUAAAGCACAUGAGGAACAACUGGAAGCUACAGUUUAUCACUGAUGUACAUAUAUUUAUGUAAUGUAUGUUUGGGAGCAAGAGUUGGAGAGCAAAUGACCGAACGUAGGUCAGGAGCAAUUACAGCUCAUACAAGCUGGUUCAAAAAGACUCAAAGAGACAAAUAUAAUAAACUAGUAGCUGUUAAGCAGAUUUAAGGAAUAAAAAAAGAAAAUAUUGAAUAUGAUUUCAUGUAAUCUUCUAUAUUUUCCUAUGAAUUCUCCUAACAAACCAACUCUAUGUAUGAUUUCUUAUAGUCGCAAUCAAUCAGUUAAUUAGCAUAUUAAAUAGUACACUUUUCUAAAAUUGAGAAACAGAAUAAUAUUUUGUAUAUGUAUGUUCAAUAUUUAAGUGACGUAUGUCUACAUUAAAGGAUGCACCAAUAUUCUGGUCGAUAUAAAUACGUUGGUUAUUAUUUUCAUGUUAUUAAAAUUCUAUAUCAUUUGCUCAAAAUAAAUGAAAAAUAAUACAUUAACAACUAGUUAAUGUAACAAUACAUUCUAAUUCACAGAAUGAAACAUAGAUGUUCAUUUUUAUAUGUGCGAAAGAUUAUAUUUAACAGUGUCAUUAAAUAUUAGCUUAUUCAAACACAAAAGACUAACUCUGAGCAUUAGAUGGUGGCAAAGGUAUUAUAAAUUUAAAAAUAGAGGAAAUGAGCAUAAAGAAUUAAAUAUUUAAUAUCAGCCCAAAAAAUUCUAAUAUGGUCUCAGAAUUUUGGACACCACUCCAUUUUGUAUAAUUAGUAAUGUGCUGAAUGAUCACAAAAUGUUAUGUUGAAUGUAAAAUCAGAUUUCAGCAGACAAUGGUAGACAGAUAUCUUACCUCCAGCAACAGCUGUUCUCUUCCCUUCAGUGACCGUCACAGAUGUUACCGCCACAAAAGUGUUCUUGCCUGUUGGACAGAGGUCAAAGCGUACAGAAGUCGAUAAAACACAUGGAAACUGUAGCACUGCAACAAAUCCAUUUUAACGACUGAUUUUUUUAAGCACCUUUGUUUAUAUCAUCAUGCGGGACAUAGAAGAGGAAUUGACCAGGUUUGUUCUCAGCUGCCAUGCGAUACCAAAUGGGAAAGUGGUCCACCGUGAAGAGGUUCUCUUUGUCCACAGGGGUCAAGAACUUCCUGUGAGAUCAAAGUAUUAAGAAAUUUAGAGAAAGACCGGAAUCUCAAAGUUUUUUUUGUUUGAAUAACAUAUUUUAAAUGAGAAAUUAAAUCCCACAAUGGUAUCAAAUGACUUCUCUUUAUCUCAAAACACUUUAUUUUAGGUGGUACAAAUGAGAAUACAUGAGAAUUAACAAAUCACUCACUUUCCAACACGUUUCUCACUUCCUGCAUAUCUGAUCACACGCAUGAGCCCAGAGCGCGUUCCCAGGAAAGCCGACUCCAUGCCUUCAUCUACGCUAUACAGAGAUAAAAGCAAAGAAAGAAAGAUUAAAAACCAUGACUCCAUGAUUUUUUUCUCCAAAAUGUUCUUUAAAAUAAAAAAGGGGCGCACAACAUACAGAGAUUAAUGAAAGCCUCUUACCCUGGGG
Carassius gibelio (silver crucian carp) is the source of this 3083-nucleotide messenger RNA. RefSeq names its product leucine-rich repeat and transmembrane domain-containing protein 2-like. Bases 270 to 1520 code for a protein of 416 amino acids. The transcript is spliced from 4 exons. The record is from RefSeq and is a predicted model, not a curated record. Lineage: Eukaryota; Metazoa; Chordata; Actinopteri; Cypriniformes; Cyprinidae. Gene Ontology annotation, molecular function: protein binding. Gene Ontology annotation, cellular component: extracellular matrix.